AUGACUGUUAAGAAUGAAGAAAUUCAGCAACAGCAACGUGUGCCACUUUAUUCUGUAUCGGCAGAUUUCCUUGAAAAAACUAAAAAGAAUGAAAAAAUUCCUUCAUCUUUUUUAAAAAUCGUAUGUCAUCGCCUUCAUGAACAUUCUGGAAUUUGGUAUACGGUAGUAGCAAAUUUCAUUUUUUCUUGUUGUACAUUUAGUCUCAAAUUAAUACCAGCUGAUAUGUUUGAUAUAAUGAUUGCUCGAUUUAUAACUCAAUCUAUUGUUUUUGGUAUUUAUGCGGCUUUCUAUAAACAUUAUAAUGUAUUUCAUACAAAUGGACAACCGCUGGCAUGUAUGCUAAACAUAUUCAUGUCAAGUGGGACAAAUUUAUCUUAUUUAGCUGCAUUGUAUUUUAUUCCAUUAUCUGAUAUAAAUACCAUAAAAUAUACGUAUAUUGUUUGGGCAGCAGUACUGUCUGUCAUAUUUCUCAAGGAUCGAUUCAAAUUCAUUAAUGGUAUGUCAUUAUGCCUAACGAUGAUCGGACUCAUAUUAGCAACUAGACCUCAUUUCUUUCUUGAAACAUUAACUCAUAUAUUUGAUUGGACAUCAUCAUCAUCAUCAUCAUCGUCAGUGGUACCGAUGAAUACGACGACGAUGACGACAACCAUAAUUAAUGUUACUACUGUGACUUCUUCAACGUAUUAUUAUUUAGGUAUUGGUCUAGCGUCUAUAUCAGCUUUGACAAAAGCAAUUCAAAUGAUUGCUCGAAAACAAUUAGUCAAAACAAAACAACCACAUUCUGUCAUGAAUUUUCAGUUUACUUUUAGUGCUAUUUUUGUUUCAUUGAUCUAUAGUAUUAUUCGUCGAUUUUGGCAGCCAGAGCCAUAUCCAUGGAAAUGGAUGAGUACAGCUGGUGUUAUCAUUGGUUGUUUUCAAUUACUAACAAAUGCAUUUGUGGCAAAAGCAUUAAAACGAGAAAGUGUUCAAUUAAUAUCCAUUAUUGGUUCACUUGAUAUCGUUUAUGCUGUUCUAUUACAAUUUAUAUUUUUUCAUCAAACAAAAUCGUUGAUAUUUUAUAUUGGAGCAUCACUUGUUGUUCUAUCUGCGAUUAUACUUUCAAUUGAUCGUCAUAUGGCUAUCAGAAGUGAAAGAAAAAACGAAAAAAUCAAUGAUAAAGAGGCCGCGAUUGAUCCUAAUUUAUGA
Messenger RNA from Rotaria socialis, 1185 nucleotides. The record is from the annotation of a GenBank genome assembly. NCBI's taxonomy places the organism in Eukaryota, Metazoa, Rotifera, Eurotatoria, Philodinida, Philodinidae.